Messenger RNA from Hyla sarda, 4854 nucleotides. It is a transcript of the gene SKIC8, whose product is annotated as SKI8 subunit of superkiller complex. Gene Ontology annotation, molecular function: protein binding. Gene Ontology annotation, cellular component: Cdc73/Paf1 complex. Bases 162 to 1079 code for a protein of 305 amino acids. The record is from RefSeq and is a predicted model, not a curated record. Lineage: Eukaryota; Metazoa; Chordata; Amphibia; Anura; Hylidae. The transcript is spliced from 11 exons.
GCAGAUUGGAGUCACAUGAUUAGCGCGCGCUCUCUUCCAUCGUUCUGUAAGUUCCGUGCUGACGUCAUCAAGCGGCGACAUCUAUGUCAGCGCUGGAACUUGUAAACUGCCUAUAGCAACGGGAAGGAUACAAUAGGUGGUUUAGUCUGAUCUAUGUGGACAUGAGCACCCAGUAUAGUAUCCUCUACAAGCAAGACCAAGCCCAUAAUGAUGCCGUAUGGUCUGUUGCAUGGGGGAAGAAUAAAAAUGAUGGAACAGAAACAGUGAUUAGUGGUUCCCUAGAUGAUUUGGUGAAAGUUUGGAAAUGGACUGAUGAGCGCUUAGACCUACAAUGGACACUUGAAGGCCACCAGCUAGGAGUGGUAUCUGUGGAUGUGUGUCCCAAUGGUAAUAUUGCCGCCUCUAGUUCUUUAGAUGCUCACAUCCGACUAUGGGACCUUGAGUCUGGCAAGCAGAUCCGCUCCAUCGAUGCUGGACCAGUGGAUGCUUGGUCUGUUGCCUUUUCACCGGACUCUCAGCAUUUGGCUACUGGAAGUCAUGUUGGAAAAGUGAACAUCUUUGGUGUAGAGACUGGAAAGAAAGAAUACUCCCUGGACACCAGAGGCAAAUUCAUCCUUAGUAUUGCUUAUAGCCCAGAUGGAAAGUAUCUGGCUAGUGGUGCCAUAGAUGGGAUCAUCAAUAUCUUUGAUAUUGCCACUGGGAAGCUUCUCCACACGUUGGAAGGUCAUGCUAUGCCAAUCAGAUCAUUGACGUUCUCCCCAGAUUCUCAGCUGCUAGUUACAGGUUCUGAUGAUGGAUAUAUCAAAAUCUAUGACGUACAACACGCCAGUUUGGCCGGAACACUCAGUGGACACGGCUCCUGGGUGCUGACUGUGGCUUUCUCUCCUGAUGAUGCUCACUUUGUCUCUAGCUCUUCUGACAAAAGUGUAAAAGUGUGGGAUGUUGCCAGCAGAACUUGUGUUCAUACUUUCUUUGAUCACCAAGAACAGGUUUGGGGUGUACGGUACAACAGGAACGGAUCAAAAAUAGCCUCUGCUGGAGAUGACCAGGAAAUUCAUAUUUAUGACUGUCCCAUUUAACAUGUAAUCCUACCCUGAUGGGGAAAUGAACUGGCAGAGACCUAUGUCAUUCCAGCUAGUCUCUUCCCAAUAUAAAAUGUCAUCUGAUCAGACCAUCAAUUAUACCCCAGACCUGUAUGUGCUGCUGCUGGGCAUGAGGAGGUAUAUUUAUUUGGAUGAAAUUGCAUCACAUGAACAAACUGCAAUCAAAAUUGGCGUUUGGAAAUAACUGGCUGUUUUUUUUUUUUUUUAAUGUUGUUUUCCCUCUUUGGCAGCGCAAGUACAAAUAUAACAUUUUUAACUUGUCACUUUUUUAAUAGAGUAUAUUCUGAAAUAUGCAUGUUGAGCAAUGAUCAUAUAUCUUUAUUUAUGCCACCCCCUUUGGUGUAUGGCCAGAUUCACAAUACACUGUGCCUCCAUUGUGAUAAGCUGUAACACUGACACAUCUGUAAGUUCAUACUGACAUUUACUGGUAUUGGGGGUAUAUAGAGUAAGGCUGCAUUCACACCAUAUGGGGGUAUGGCAGCCAGAUCCGGUGGGAGAAUAAUAAUAAUAAUAAAAUAAUAAUAAUAAUAAAAAUAAUAAUAAAAAAAAAAAAAAAUUUGGCCUCUGCCGGACCGCACUGCACCCCGUUCAUUUUUUUUAUUUUACGCUGCAAAUCCGCUGGUGAAGGCCUGCUCUAUGCUGUCUUCACAUGUGCCUGCUCGUAGUAGCAAUACGCCGCUACCAGCAGGCACACUGCGAUGUGCGAGUCGCAGUAUACUCUCACAUUGCGGGAGCUCUCUGCCUAGCUCAGAGCAGGGAGAGUGGCCGCGAUGUGGGAGUAGGCCGCACACAUCUCUGCACUGUGUCUGCUGGUAGCGGUGUAUUGCCGCUACCAGCAGGCACAUGUAAAGCCAGCAUACAGCGGGGCCUUCACCAGCGGAUACGCAGCUAAAUACGCUGCGAAAAUCUGCACGUGUGAACGUACCCUUAAGCGGGUUAACCCAGUGUUUCCCAACCAGUGGGCCGCUAGCUAGUGCAAAACUACAACUACUAACCUUUGGCUGUACGGACGUGCUGUUAUGCAACAUCUGUAAUCCCUAUUGGUGAGUGAUCAUACAACCAUGAACUUAUGGGUCACAAGACACUUAGACAGCAUCGUUUCACCAGAGUCAAUGGGGGACAUGUUUUAUUUAUUUAUAUAACUCCUACAGAUUCCGCAGCGCUUACAAUUAUGGGGUACAAACAAAGACAAGUAUCAGACAUAAAAUUACACAAUAACUAUUCAAACGAGGUGUGGGGAUAUGUUGGGGAUAUGUUGAGGCCAAUUAGAGACUGUUAUAGGCCUGUCUGAAGAGAUGUGUUUUUAGGCCACGUUUGAAACUAUGGAUGUUGUUGUUGAGUCUGAGGUAUUGAGGGAUAGCAUUCCAGAGAACCAUUGGUGUAGGUAGAUGGGUUUUUUUUCGGUCUAAAUUUGGUGCAAUUCACCAUACUUGUGCAAGGCGCAUGAUAAAUUUUGUGCAAAGUUCUAAAUCUCCACACAGUUCUAUUUGUACACCUGAGCUGCACCUCACAGGAAAAGUGGUGUGUCCUGGAUACUGGUAUUUUGUUCUGUUGCUUUGAGGCGCGGAUUCCAUAGAUGUUUUUUGUCCACCAGCAAAAACCCCAGAAAAACUGCCACAGCUUUUUCCAGCAUUUUGGCAGUUUUUGGGGUUUUUUUUAGGGUCCCGUCCUACAGAGUGUAAGGAGGUCAGGAGUGAUGUAUAGCAUAACUAUUCACCUCCCCGGGCCAUAUAGUAUACAGGGGUGCAUAGUGUUCCCAUGUAUACUAAACAGGAGUGCAGCUUGGAAAGAGUUAAGCCACGCUGCUGCUGAGCAGUUCUUGGUUAAGUCUUUGUGCGCUAUCCUGUAUAUACAGCCAUCUAUAGAUGACUGUGUAUACAGUAUGCAGACAUUAACAAUUGGAGGCUCCCUAUUUAGGAACACACUGCAGUAUGGGCGCACCCCCUAUAGAAGAGCGCCAAAAAAGUACUAACAUUUUUUUUCCCCUAAUUUCAGAUACGUGAAUGACUACAUCAGAUUUGGUGGAAUGUGAUGAUGACCAGCAUUUUUAUUUUUUUUUUCCAAUAAAAAGGUUGAGGUUACCAGGGUGGGCGAGGACCAUUGUUACCUGCCAUCCUCAGCCUAAAUAAUGCCAGCCUUUUACCGCCUAGACCCAGGAGCACCAUAUUUGAUGCUCCGGGCCUGUUUGGUAACGGCUUUUCCCAGUAUCGGGGUAAUAUUUAGGGGCUAGCUGUUUGUGGGGCGAACGCUAAGCCCGGCUUAGUAAUGGAUUCCGUCUACAAGACGGCUGCCACUACGAAGCCUGAAAAUGCAAUUAUAAAAAACAAUGUCCAGUAAACUUGCAUCACUUCUUGAAGUGUUGUACUUUGGACAUAUAAAAGACUUCUAUGGGAGAAAAAAAAAAAGACCAAGAAAAAUUUAAUGACUUGUAAUGAGAAAAAAAAAGCUCCAUAUUAAAACGCCUAUGCUAAAUCCCACUAGUUAAAAAAAAAGAGUGCAAAAUGAGGGGGAGUGUAAAAAAAAAAUUUUUUUUAAAUAAGUUGCAUAGAAACAGCCUCAUCAAAGUUUUUUUUUUCCCUUACAAAGCAUGGUUGCAAAAAACUCUAUGGGCGAGAUUUAUCAAACGAUGGGCAAAGGAACAGUGGUGCAACCUAUCAGAUUACAGCUUUCAUUUUUUAUUUUUUUUUAACCCCUCUUCUCCCCAUGACGUAUGGUUGCGUCCUAGGAAGGGGGGCGGCUAUGGAGCGGAAUUGUGAUGUCAUCCACAGGGGUGUGGAAAUUUAAAAAAAAAACUACUUGUCCAAGGGACUAAAACGGAGCAGAAUCUACUUGUCCCUCAUAAAAAUUCACUUGUCCUGGUACAAAAUAAUUUUAACCCAAAUAGUAUGUAAAUAAGGUCUAUAAUCAAUAAAAACUUGAUAGGCAGACCAGUAUGUCACCCCAUUAGGUGUAUACGGUCCCUGAUAAGUAAGUCUGCCCCAUUAAUAGAAUACUGCAGUGCAAAAUAACUUAUCCUGACCGCUGGGAAACCCCUCCCCCUGAUCUUUUGUAAGGGGCCCUGGCACAAAUGGGGGCUUGUCUGCACGACGCAGCGUCUGACUCGCCCCCCCAUAGAUACAUGGAGGGGGCAUUUCAGCAGCCGUGUCAUGCAGAGACCGAACAUUGCCUUCAUGCCGUCUGCUGGGGGCUCAUACAAGAGAUGGGGGGGGUUGUCCCAGCAGUUAGACCCCCGCGAUCACUUAUGGGGAUAAGUGAUUUUGCACUACAGUAUUCCUUUAAGUAGGUAGUCCCCCUUCAGGUAGGUAUGUCGCUUUAUCAGGUAGGGAUCAAAAAGGGCCCCCUGCUCCAUUAUAUUGAUCAGGACCACUGAAGAGUAAUUUCGGGGUCCCCACCUUCCACCAUACCAUUCAAUGAUGGCAGGCCAGAGCAGCAGAGCGCAGAGAACACUGAUUGAAUUGAACGAUUCCAUGUAAUAGUCCACUAUGGGGACUUAAAAAAUAGGGAUAAAUGUGUUUAACCCCUCCCCCUAAUAAAAGUUUAACCCCUUUAGGACUCAGCCCAUUUUCACCUUAAGGACGCAGCCAAUUUUAUUUUUGCAUUUUAGUUUUUUCCUCCUCACCUUCUAAAAUUUAUAACUCUUAUAUUUCCGUUCUCAGACCCAUAUGAGGGCUUGUUUUUUGCAUGACCAGUUUUACUUUGUAAUGACAUCACUCAUUAUACCCUAAAAUGUAUGGUAAACCCCCCCCCCCCC